CAUGAACUUCGAGGUCAUCGGUCGUAUCGAAGGGACUUUCCCCAACUUUUACCGGACGGUUUUUGGCACGACACCGGGCUUCGAGGUGAGCCAGUUGGAAUCCUAGUUGCAAUCCUAUAAAUACGGCACACCGGUUGUGGAGCUGGCACAGAACGGCCAAGAAAGUUAAGGGAAGCGACUUCAACUGCCGAACAGACGAUUUCAAGUUGAGAGAAGCCGACACUUUAUAGUUGCAAUAAUUCGACAAGAUGAAUGCCUGUCAUGUCAUCUUUGUUGUCGCCAUUUCGGCCAUCAUGAUCCUCGGUGCAAAUGCAGACCGUAAACACUGUUCUUGCGAUCUUCGAUGGAGCACAACCGAGCUAAGUGCAGGGGAAAGCGCCAAUGGUUUAUCGGUCUUGGAGAACCUACCUGACCCGAGCUACCACCACUGGCUCGUCGUGGGCUGCCAGGCGGUCCAUCGAAACUGCCCCGACGACUGCCUGGAUGAGGCCCAUGACUGGAUGGGCGGGUCUGGGUUCACCAACACGGCGGGCCGGGUGGCCUGUGCGAGCGUGCGGAGGAACGCGCCUCCAGGCAGUCCGAUCUACGUGUACGCAACGUACGACCCCAGCGUGUGCGGCGAUCGCACGUGGCAGUAUGUGGCCCCGCUCUGCUGCUGGGAGAUCGCGUUCAGUGGCUACGACAACAUCUUUCUGUACAACCACAGAUGUGCAGAGUCGAGUAAACCAAGACUGAAUCAGUCGAGCUAAUUAGCUUCAACUUCAUGCGAACUCUUUCCAACAGACUGUAUAUUAUGCCUUACUCGUGAACGAAGGAUGACGCUGUCGCGCGCUGUAACAUUGCUAUGGCUAAAAGAUCAUUGUUCAAACUUUAGUUUCCAGAUUUAGAUAAAGUUACUAAACUACUCCAAUAAACGGCAUUUUGAGGUUGUAGUAUUCACAAAAUAACAUUGGUCACCCCCCUAAGUCGCUCAAAUUUCUGUCAUGUUAAAAUUCAGAAAAGUGUAGUUUUAAAAACACCACUUUACCCUUUUGUAAUAAUUUCAUUUUCAAUUUUUAAACCCUAACUUAACGUGCAGUUGUCAUGAAAUAAACGGACAUUUUGAGGCUAUUCUUUCGUUUCAUAUUGGCCAGUGCUACAGCUUAGAUUUUGCACCAGUGAAGGAUGCUCGCACGUCCUUGCUAUAAAUAAAUGCUUUGCCUAAGCAUCUAUAGGCCAGUCUAAAAAUCA
Molecule: messenger RNA, 1230 nt
Organism: Patiria miniata (bat star)
Lineage: Eukaryota; Metazoa; Echinodermata; Asteroidea; Valvatida; Asterinidae
Exons: 2
Coding region: 249-749 (166 amino acids)
Source: RefSeq, a predicted model, not a curated record